AUGGCGCAGCCGCCGCCGGGCAGCCAGGACGACCUGGGCCAGCAACACGGCUCACAGCACGCCGUCGACGCGAGUGAAACGGCGAGAGACAGCACCACAAUCUCGUCGUCGUCCAGCACAAAACACGAAGAACAGCCCGACAUAAAAAGCAACGCACGAUCCGGUCUCGUGGACGAAGAAAAGGGCCAGCCAGCAGCGGGCGAAGACGGCGAAGACGACGAGACGGGCAAUGGACCGGCAUUGCGAGGCAACAACGACGGCAUCGUGGGCGGUGCUGCCCCGGACGGGCACGGCAGCGGAAAGCAGCCCGAGGACGGCGUGCAGGGCGGCCUGCUGGCGCGCGUCCGGAGCCGCGCCAGCACGACGCGGUCCAAGCACUUCGACCCGGGCCCGCCCCCCGACGGCGGCGUCCAGGCCUGGGUCGCCGUCGCCUGCACGCACCUGGUCAUCAUGGACACGUGGGGCGUCAUCAACUCGUUUGGCUCGUUCCAGACGUACUACACGCAGCUGCUCGGCCGCGCGCCCUCGGACAUUGCCUGGAUCGGCUCGUUCCAGAUCUUCUUGCUCUUCUUCAUCGGCACCUUCACGGGCCGCCUCACGGACGCCGGCUACUUCAAGCACCUGCUGGUCGCCGGUACCGUCCUGCAGCUCGUCGGCAUCUUUGCGACCGCGCAGGCCACGCAGUACUGGCAGAUCUUUCUGUCGCAGGGCGUCGUCAUGGGCCUCGGCAACGGCUGCAUCUUCUGCCCCUCGCUCGCCACCGUCAGCACCUACUUUAGCACCCGGCGCGCGCUCGCCCUCGGCCUCGCCGCCGCCGGCAGCGCCACCGGCGGCCUCGUCUUCCCCUCCAUUGUCCGCCAGCUGCUGCCGUCCGUCGGCUUUCCCUGGACCAUGCGCGUCAUCGGCUUCGUCCAGCUGGCCACCCUGGCCGUCGCCUGUGUCGGCCUGCGCACGCGUCUGCCGCCGCGCCGCGCCGGCCGCCUCGUCGAGUGGUCCGCCUUCCGCGAGCCCGAGUACGCCUUUUACGCCGCCGGCAGCUUCUUUUGCUUCUGGUCCAUCUACAUCGCCUUCUUCUACAUCGCCUCCUACUCCCGCGACAUCAUCGGCUUGGCCUACAUCGACUCCCUCAACCUGCUCCUCGUCAUCAACGGCGUCGGCGCCAUCGGCCGCCUCCUCCCCAACUACAUCGCCGACCGCGUCGGCGCCAUCAACAUGUACGCCGUCUUCGCCCUGUACGCCGCCGUCGCCGGCUUCUCCUGGAUCGCCGUCCACAACACCGUCGGCCUCUACGUCUGGAGCGUCGUCUACGGCAUCGCCGCCGGCGGCAUCCAGUCCCUCUUCCCCGCGGGCCUGACCAGCCUCAACACGCGCGACCUCUCCAAGUCCGGCGUCCGCAUCGGCAUGGUCUUCACCAUCAACAGCAUCGCCACCCUGACCGGCCCGCCCAUUGCCGGCGCCCUCAUCACCGCCGACAACGGACGCUACCUGGGCGCGCAGCUCUUUACGGGCGUUGUGCUGCUGAUCGGCAUGUGCUUCAUCGUGUGUGCCAAAGUGUCGCUGGGCCGGAGCACGGGUCUCGGCUGGCGGGCCAGGGUAUAA
This is a messenger RNA of Sporothrix brasiliensis 5110, 1599 nucleotides long. RefSeq names its product MFS monocarboxylate transporter. Gene Ontology annotation, molecular function: transmembrane transporter activity. The coding region runs from base 1 to 1599 and encodes 532 amino acids. Gene Ontology annotation, biological process: transmembrane transport. Gene Ontology annotation, cellular component: fungal-type vacuole membrane. The record is from RefSeq and is a predicted model, not a curated record. Lineage: Eukaryota; Fungi; Ascomycota; Sordariomycetes; Ophiostomatales; Ophiostomataceae. The transcript is spliced from 2 exons.